CUUUUCACUCGAAAAUCAUAUAGUAAGUUGGGAGACCGUUGUACUUGUUUCAAAUCAUCAUUUCGGCCCCUGUUAUCUCGACUUUGUUAACUGAAUACUUAAACUCAUUAAAACUCGGGAUCUUAAACCCUUUUUCCUUUCUAAUCAUUUGUGAUGAUAAUCCUCUCAGCAAUCAGAAUCUUGAAAUUUUCAACCAAAACCCAUCGUCUUUACACUUCUUCAGCUGCUAAUUUCACUGAUUUGCUUCGGCUUUCCAUUGAAUCUCAAUCUCUAAAAGAUACACAAAAAGUACACGCCAAAAUCCUUCACCUUGGACUUGAUCAAAACUCUGAUAUAGCAACUAAACUCGUCUCUGCAUACUUUGCUUGCCAAAAUCCACUUGAUUCUCAGCUUGUUUUUGACACUUUUGAACACAAAAGUGAGUAUCUUUGGAACAUAUUGAUUAAUGGGUAUGCAAAAAGUAAGCUAUUUGGGAAAAGUAUUAAACUUUUUAAUCAAAUGUGUAAAACUGAGGUCACCCCUGAUGAGUUUACUUUUUCGGGUAUAGUGAAAAUUUUGGGUGAAGUAGGGGAUGUUGUUUCUGGGGAAGUUGUUCAUGGGAGGUGUGUGAGAAAUGGGGUUGUUUUAGAUACUGUUGUUGCUAAUUCUUUCAUGGCUAUGUAUGGCAAAUGUGGGGUUUUUCAAGAUUCACUGAAGGUGUUUGAUGAAAUGCCGCAAAGGAAUAUUUCAUCUUUUAAUGUUAUAAUUUCAGGGUAUAUGGGUGUAAAAGAGAAAAUUUUGGAUGGAAAAUUGUGGGAUUUUGUGAAGGAUAUGCUAUAUGAAGGUUGGAAGUUUGAUGGGUUUACGGUUUCCACACUUCUUUCUUUGUGUGGAGAGGUGAAGAAGAACUGGAACUAUGGAAAAGAGCUGCAUUGCUAUGUUGUGAAAGCUGGAUUGGAGUCAGAUUUAGUUGUUUCUUCUGAUGUUCAUUUGGAAUGUUGCUUGAUUGAUAUGUAUUCAAAAGGUUUCAGGGUUGAAUUGGGGAGGCGGGUUUUCGAUAGGUUAAAGUGUAGAAAUGUUUUUGCUUGGACAGCAAUGAUCAAUGGCUAUGUGCUGAAUGGAGAUUUUGAUGAAGCUUUGCUACUCUUUAAAGCCAUGCAAGUGGAAAGUGUAGAACCCAAUAAGGUUUCGCUUAUUAGUAUCAUACCAGCUUGUUGCUCAUUUGAUCGUUUGAAAGGUGGAAAACAGAUUCAUGCAUUUUCAACUAGGAGAGGGUUGAAUCAUGAAGUGUCUCUAUGUAAUGCUUUAAUCGAUAUGUAUUCUAAGUCGGGAUCCUUGAGCUGUGCACGAAGAGUCUUUGAAUAUGAUUGUGUUACUAAGGAUGCUAUAUCGUGGAGUUCAAUGAUUUCUGCUUACUCCUUACAUGGGAAUGGUCAGGGUGCUAUCGUUUUGUAUGAGAAAAUGCUUCAACAUGGGAUGAGACCAGAUAGGAUUACGGUUGUUGGGGUUCUCUCUGCUUGUGCUAGGUCAGGAUUGGUAGACGAGGGCAUCCGGAUAUAUAGUUCUGCUGUAAAUAAGUACGAUUUAGAACCAACUUUGGAGAUAUGUGCAUGCAUUGUGGAUAUGUUAGGUAAAGCAGGCCAAUUUGAUAGAGCAUUGGAUUUCAUCAAGACCAUGCCUAUGCAACCUGGUCCUAGUAUUUGGGGUGCACUUGUGAAUGCCUCAGCAAUCCAUGGGAAUAGUGAGGUACACGAUUUAGCGUAUAGGUUUCUUAUUCAGAUGGAACCCGAGAACCCCUCCAAUUAUGUGUCUCUUUCAAAUUUGUAUGCUUCUUCAAAGAGAUGGGAUGUCGUUGCUCAAGUGAGAACAAUGAUGAAAGAUAAAGGGCUGAAGAAGUUCCCCGGUUGUAGUUGGAUUAGCGUUAAUACUGAAACUCAUAGCUUUUACGUUGCUGACAAAUCUCAUCCAUGUUCUGUUGUGAUUUAUGAGAUGCUAGAUCAACUCAUCUUAGCAAUGAGACAAGAUGAUAAUGGUGUUGGCUUUGAAGAAACUGUGAAGGUUUAUGAAUGAUCAAGUUACAAUAGUUCGAAAGCAAAUUUGUAUACGCAAUUUCUUCCUGGAAGGAUCAUUGCGCUUGAGCUAACAUGACCAAUCAAGAGCCUUUUUUGAUGCAUCUCUCCCUCCAGCCUACUCCAAUUAGGCUGUGUAGUUAUGCUAGCUAUCAUGAAGAGCUGAUGGAAGUAAACUGAAUUAGUGCUGAACAAUAAUUAGUGCCAAGUGUUAACACACCACCCUAAGAUGACCUUUUUUUCAGUACAUCAGGGCGAAGGCACGAAGGUACAGCGAUGCAGCCUAGACUGGUCUAAGGAGGAGUGGGACAGUGAAAGCUGCUGCAAGGACCAAGGAGAGGGAUGUUGGUGAAAAAAAGAAGUUGAGUUCAAGUUUGGAGCAUUGUGGGGCAAGGAGGAGCAUAUAGGAAUGCCAUCCACCACAUAAGCCCGCUGGUAACAGAGAAAAAACGAGCAACACCUUGUAUAGGUUGCACGAAGCUUAAAGAAGUGCAAGCCUGUCUUCUUACAGGAAAUCAAAGAGAAAAACGUCCGCCUUGUCACAGCUGAAGACCCAAGAGACCAACCUAGUAAGAGGCUCUAUACUCUGGAGUCCAAAAAGAGCUCUGGUUUGCAAAAGUAUACAGGCCAUUCUAAGGAAAUGCUGUUGAUUUUCUUAAUUCAUACUUUCCCUUUUUCCCAUUAACCUUGUAACAGUCAGUAUCCUAGAAGUUUAUGAGAGUUUGAAUUUUUAGAAUCUACUGAAACUUAAGGGAGAAACACUCAUGCACUGAAUAUGAUGGAGAAGUAGCU
Solanum stenotomum is the source of this 2840-nucleotide messenger RNA. Its product is annotated as putative pentatricopeptide repeat-containing protein At3g23330. Lineage: Eukaryota; Viridiplantae; Streptophyta; Magnoliopsida; Solanales; Solanaceae. Gene Ontology annotation, biological process: RNA modification. The record is from RefSeq and is a predicted model, not a curated record. The coding region runs from base 154 to 2049 and encodes 631 amino acids. Gene Ontology annotation, molecular function: protein binding; RNA binding. The transcript has 2 exons.